AUAAUUUUGACACACUGUCAACGACCAAAUCGUAACAGAUGAUCCAGGUCAAUAUCAAUACAUCAUCUGGAACAAUAAACAGAUGACCUCAGUAUGUCUCUUUAGAAAACAUAUCUUUGUAGUAUGAAAGGUUGUUCACCAUGGAUGAAGGAUGUUCUGAUAUCCAAACUAAAUCAGGAUCAGAAAAUGAAGAACAGGUCAUUCAUGAAAAGUUAAGAAGACUUGAUUAUGGAACAAAUAACAUGGAUUUAAUUCCAUCCAAAAUAGGUAUUUCAGAAGGAAAUGCCAUGUCUGAAUCUCCAUCUACUACCUGCAAAGAAGGGAUGGUUGCUGUAGUUUCAUCUAGAACUGAUACUGAAAGUCCCAGAAGUCCUGUUAAUGAAAUGUCUUCUUCUGAUAGUAAUGGUGCCUCUGUAAUAGAUUCUGAAGAAAAGCCUUUAUCUCAUCUGAAAACUGGGCCGGAGAGUCUGUGUAAUGACUUUGGUUCUAAGCUUUUGAAUGCAGUGAGUGACAGUGAAGAUGAGCAAGUGCUCUUCCCAUAUGCAAAUAAUAUGUUACAAGAUGAAAGUGUUGUGGAAUAUGAAAGUACUGCCAAUGCUGCUGAAGCCUCAAAAACGGAAUCUGAUUCACCAUUUGAGAGCAGUGAGACUUCCUCUCCUAUUACAGAAGAAAAUGGUACAAAUUCCAGCCCAAUGUAUGAGAGUGAUGUUAGGAAAGUUGAUUUUUCCUCAACAUCCAAAGAAAAUCUUAUAAGAAUCAUAACGAGCAUGUUGGAUGAGUGUAAUGUUCUACAUCAAGUAAAGGAAAGAUUGGAAAAUGAAGUUGAUCGUUUACAAGCGGAUAAUUCUCCUGAAAUAUAUAGACUGCAGAUUGAAACACUCGAAAAAUCACUGGCACAGGCACAGGCUGAUAUCUGCAAUUGGCAAGCAAAAUUACAGCAAGCAGAAGAAAAUUACAUGACCGAAAAUAUAAAGAUCCGCUCUGAAUUAACAACACGCCUCGAACGUAUGACUCAGCAAUAUGAGGCAGCAAACAAAGAUAAAGAAUCAAUGGUCAUCAAGUAUGCUACAUCAGAGAGAGAGGUAAUAGUUGCAAGAAAACAAAAGGAGGUUAUUGAGAAAAAACUCAAGGAUAUGGAAAAAGAGAGAGAGCAACUUCAAAAUAAGAACAAAAUGUUGGUGUCAGAAAGAGCCCGGUUGUGCCAGACUUUGGAUACAAAGGUACAAAAAAAUAAUUUCAACCAGAGAGAAAUAGAAAGGUUAAAAGAAGAGGUGAGCAGCAGAGAAGUCAAGAUUAAGUGGGCACAGACAAAACUGAAAUCUGAGAUGGAUGCUCAUAAGGAAACUCAGGGAAAAUUAGAUCGUGCACUAAUGAAAAUAACAAAACACGAAGAAGAACUCAAAUCCAUCAGGGAUGAGGCUGAAAAGCUAGUUCGAGAUACCAAAGAAAAUGAAAAUUCUAGGGCCAACGUACUAGAUAUGCAGCUCAAGGAAGAAAAGGCAAGAUUGAUCAUGGAGAGGAAAGCAAAUGAGGAUAAGGGAUCAGCGUUUCAUAAAAUUCAGUCAGAACUAGAGACCUUAAGAACAAAGCAUUCUGCUCUGGUAGAUGAGGCAAAUUCACUAAGAUCUAGGGUAACAAACUUUGAGGCGGAGCAAGAAGAGACUGAAAAGUUGUUUUCAAGCUUACGUUCGGAAGUGACUAGCACACGUCAGCAGGUUGCAGAUCUCAAUUUACAACUCUCCAACUCAUCUCAUUUACAGGAGCAGUUACAAGAGGAAAGAAAACAACUUGCCACAGCCAACCAAGAGGUUGAAAGAUUGCAAUCUCUUAACAAUGAAAUCGAAGGUGACCUUUUGUCAUGCCGUCAGAAAGAAGCUGAACUCUUGGCCUUCACCCAAAAGUUGACUGAUAAAAAUGUACAAAUUCAAAGUCAGUUCUCAGCUCUGCAGUCAAAGGCACAGUUAUUAGAAAUUGAACGUGAAGAAGUGAAAACAGAGCUGGAAGAAGUCAGGGCACAGAAGUCAAAGCUAAAAUCUGAUCUCACUAAGGAAAAUCAAAAUCAGAAUGCUCAGGUUGAGAGCCUUCGAAAUCAACUAGCUGAGAAAAUAGAAGAAACGAGGAAACUCACCAUAAAAAUUUCAGACUUGGAAAAUGAAAUUCAAGUUCAAAGGAAAAAUGCAAAUUCCUUGAAGGAUAUGAUGCGUGAGGUGCAGAAACUCAGGAGACGGUUAGAGCAGCAGGAUGAUUGUAGUAUUGGUGGAAAUGGCAGUAGCAGUGGUGGAGUACUUAGUGGUCGAUCAUCACAGUCAGCUACCCCUCAUGACUCAUUAUCCCAGGGCUCAAGAGCAUCGUCUAACACAUCUUUGAAUACUAUAGAAUACCAAAAUACAAAUGGAAGCAAUGUUCCUUCACAGGAUACUCUUCCUCCAUUAAAUGACCCUUUAAUAACACAGCAAGUCUUGGUAGAAAGAAUAAUCAAGCUUCAGAAAAAUGCUGCCAAGAAAGCCGAGAAAAUUGAGUUCCUAGAAGAACAUGUGAGUCAGUUGGUAGCCGAGUUAAAAAAGAAAUCGAGAAUUAUUCACCAUUACAUUAUGAAGGAGGAAGCUGGUGCAUUAUCCAACUCUGCAUCAGAUUCAUCAAAGGCUGAAUUAAUUAAGCAUGGAGGAAUCAUGGCAUCUGUGUAUGGUUCCUCACCUCGUGAUGGCAACAUGACCCUAGACCUCUCCUUAGAAAUCAAUAGAAAACUUCAAGCAGUAUUAGAGGACACACUUUUGAAAAACAUCACAUUAAAGUAA
Molecule: messenger RNA, 2795 nt
Organism: Macrobrachium nipponense
Lineage: Eukaryota; Metazoa; Arthropoda; Malacostraca; Decapoda; Palaemonidae
Product: coiled-coil domain-containing protein 186-like
Biological process (GO): vesicle cytoskeletal trafficking
Cellular component (GO): trans-Golgi network
Molecular function (GO): small GTPase binding
Source: RefSeq, a predicted model, not a curated record